This is a messenger RNA of Esox lucius (northern pike), 1670 nucleotides long. RefSeq names its product L-2-hydroxyglutarate dehydrogenase (gene l2hgdh). Lineage: Eukaryota; Metazoa; Chordata; Actinopteri; Esociformes; Esocidae. The transcript has 10 exons. The record is from RefSeq and is a predicted model, not a curated record. Gene Ontology annotation, molecular function: (S)-2-hydroxyglutarate dehydrogenase activity; (S)-2-hydroxy-acid oxidase activity. Bases 163 to 1527 code for a protein of 454 amino acids.
GGGUGGAUCUUGGUGUCUACAACAGGGCAGUUUGAUCCAAAACGUUCUAAAAGCUAUGUGGUUUGACCUGUGGGUGCUGUUGUCCACAAAAACGUUUGGGAAGAUGUCUAUUUGAAAAUAUUCACAGAAUAUGUACUCACCGCAAUUUAUGUUUCUCUGCCUAUGGUAGUCUAUGUCAAAAUGAUUCGGAAUCUGAGCAGCGCGUCAUUUGCUGCUUUAUCUGCAACCGUGCCAAAGUCCCCCGCGACUUGCUUAACUAGGCUCGUGCACAGUAGGACGUACGAUGUGGCUGUGAUCGGCGGAGGUAUCGUGGGGCUGGCUUCAGCCAGGGAACUCAUCCUCAGACAUCCCACGCUUAGCUUCAUUCUGCUAGAGAAGGAGAAGGAGCUGGCCUUGCACCAGAGCGGACACAACAGUGGCGUGAUCCACAGUGGUAUCUACUACACCCCCGGGUCUCUGAAGGCCCGUCUGUGUGUCAGAGGGGCCACCAUGGCCUACAAGUACCUGGACAAGAAAGGGCUCCCCUACAAGAGGUGUGGAAAGCUGAUCGUGGCUGUAGAGCGAGAGGAGAUCCCUAGACUGAAGGCCCUGUACGAGCGAGGCCAGAAGAACAAUGUGCAGGACCUCACCAUGAUCGACGCCAAGGGGAUCCGCGAGAGGGAGCCCUUCUGCCGGGGUCUGAUGGCCCUGGACUCGCCCAACACCGGCAUUGUUGACUGGAGGCAGGUGUCCCUGGCGUAUGCCAAAGACUUCCAGGAGGCCGGAGGAACCGUGGUCACGGGGUACGAGGCAAGCGACAUCGCCAUGGCGAAGGAAAGCCCGGCUGGGGCCACGGAAGGAAUGAAAUACCCCAUCGCCAUUAGAGAUUCUAAGGGGACAGAGGUCAGAUGCCAGUACGUGCUGACCUGUGGAGGUCUCUUCUCUGACCGUCUCUCUCAGAUCUCUGGCUGCAGUCCAGAGCCUCGCAUCGUCCCCUUCAGAGGGGACUAUCUGGUCCUGAAGCCAGAGAAACACUACCUGGUCAAAGGCAACAUCUACCCUGUGCCUGACCCAAAAUUUCCUUUUCUGGGGGUACACUUCACCCCACGAAUGGACGGCAGCGUUUGGUUGGGCCCCAACGCCGUCCUGGCCUUCAAACGAGAGGGAUACAAGAUGUACGACUUCGACAUUCGGGACUUUGGCAAUGCACUAUUUUUCAGGGGUCUACAGAAGCUGGUUUUGAAGAACCUUGCGUACGGUGUUGGUGAGAUGUACAGAGGGGUUUUCAUUGGCGCUCAGGUCAAGAUCCUACAGAGGUUCAUCCCAGAGCUCUCUCUGAGAGACGUACUCAGGGGCCCAGCGGGCGUACGGGCCCAGGCUCUGGAUCGGGAUGGGAACCUGGUGGAUGACUUUGUGUUUGACGGCGGCGUCUGUGACGUAGGCAGCAGGGUCCUGCACGUGCGCAACGCUCCAUCGCCGGCAGCUACGUCCUCCCUGGCCAUAGCGGAGGUGGUGGCAGACGAGGCGGAGCGGCGGUUCCUUCUCUAGCAGCUCGGCAGAGCAUGUCCCAGACGGAUCCCUGUUCCCCACCUGAUGGUUCUGGUUUAGAUGGGGGGGGGCUGAUCCCAGACCUGAUUGUUCUGGUUUAGAUGGGGGGGCUGAUCCCAGACCUGAUUGUUCUGGUUUAGAUG